Eurytemora carolleeae is the source of this 1444-nucleotide messenger RNA. RefSeq names its product beta-1,4-glucuronyltransferase 1. The coding region runs from base 111 to 1295 and encodes 394 amino acids. The transcript is spliced from 14 exons. The record is from RefSeq and is a predicted model, not a curated record. NCBI's taxonomy places the organism in Eukaryota, Metazoa, Arthropoda, Copepoda, Calanoida, Temoridae.
UUUUCAUUUUAGAAUCAGAUGGAUUUGAAUUUAACAGCCUUUUCCCGCUUUCUUCCUUUACUGGUCAUCAUGAGGACGCGUAUCGAGAGGACGAGUUGAAGGAGGACGAGAUGAAGGAGGAAGAGUGGAUGGAGGACAAUGGAAAGCAGGAAGAACGGAAGGAGGAGGACGAAGGAGAAUUAAAGAAGGUUGGAAGGAGAGAGAUAUCUCCUGGAGUAUUCUGUCAAGACAAGGAUUUAAUUUUCAGGCAAGGUUUGAGAGGAAAUUACUGGGUGUUGUACAAUUAUAUCAUUGCUGAUAAAUCAUUCAGAUGUGAUGAAUCUAUAACUUACACUACACAUGCAGACUAUACAUUUUUGGACAAUUUGGAACCAAUCAUUGAAAGAUGGAUGGGACCAGUAUCUCUAGCUGUUUACGCCCCUGGAGAAGACUUUAUAAACUCUGUCCAGGCAAUUCUGUAUUUCAGGAAUUGUCUUGCAAGCGAACUCGUGAGAGAUUAUACAACAUUUCAUCUAUUCUUUGAUUGGGAACACACUCCUCAAUCAGUUCCUUCUCAAGACCAGCUUCAGAAUAUGGUAAGGUUUCUGGGGGCCUUUCAUUAUAACUUAACAAUUCCUUUAGAUCAUUUUAGAAAUGUUGCACGAGAAACCGCUCAGACUCAUUUUGUGUUUCCUUCGGAUAUAGAACUCUACCCUAGUCCUGGUACUAUACCAUCCUUCUUAGAGAUGGUGAAGGCGAAUGUAGGGCCUGGCUCCCCCCUCAAACCACGUGUUUAUGUAAACUCCAUUUUUGAAAUCGAUAUUUCAGCUGAACACCUUCCCAGAGAAAAGGUUGAACUGGUUAAUAUGAUAAAAUCUGGAUUGGUUAUACCCUUCCAUAAACAUGUCUGUUCUGCCUGCCAUAAUAUUCCAUUUGCCCAGAACUGGACAGAGGCCCCUGUAAAACCAGGAAUGAGUGUACUCCAUGUUGGGAAACGUGUAAAACCAUACCAGCGAUGGGAACCAAUAUAUAUUGGAACUAACAGUGAACCAGUUUAUGAUGAGAGGCUGAGCUGGGAGGGUCGAAGAGAAAAAAUGGUUCAGGGAUACAAGAUGUGUGUGCUAGAUUAUGAAUUUCAUAUUCUUGAUAACGCUUUCCUCAUUCACAGACCUGGUAUAAAAACCAUGAAAAUUCUACAUUCUAAUAUUGACAAUAAAAAGGUUGCUGCCCAGAAUAGUUUUAUAAACAAGAAGAUAUUACCGCAAGUAAAGAAAACAAACCAACUUGUAUAUUGUUUAGGUUGCUGCCCAGAAUAGUUUUAUAAACAAGAAGAUAUUACUGCAAGUAAAGAAAACAAACCAGCUGUAUAUUGUUUAGGUUGCUGCUCAGAAUAGUUUUAUAAACAAGAAGAUAUUACCGCAAGUAAAGAAAAUAUUCGGAACACGAGCUGGCUGUGAAAUUUAGA